Molecule: messenger RNA, 1645 nt
Organism: Sphaerodactylus townsendi
Lineage: Eukaryota; Metazoa; Chordata; Lepidosauria; Squamata; Sphaerodactylidae
Gene: RAB38
Product: RAB38, member RAS oncogene family
Exons: 3
Coding region: 36-662 (208 amino acids)
Biological process (GO): phagosome-lysosome fusion; endosome to lysosome transport
Cellular component (GO): lysosome; trans-Golgi network; late endosome
Molecular function (GO): GTPase activity; GTP binding
Source: RefSeq, a predicted model, not a curated record
CCCCGUCGGAGGCGGCUUCCAGAGCGGGCGGCAGGAUGCAGAAGGAGCGGCUGUACAAGCUGCUGGUCAUCGGCGACCUGGGCGUGGGCAAGACCAGCAUCAUCAAGCGCUACGUCCACCAGAACUUCUCGCCCCACUACCGGGCCACCAUCGGCGUGGACUUCGCCCUCAAGGUGCUCCCCUGGGACCCGGAGACCGUCGUCCGGCUCCAGCUGUGGGACAUCGCCGGUCAGGAAAGAUUUGGCAACAUGACCCGGGUGUAUUACCGAGAAGCGAUGGGAGCGUUUAUUGUCUUUGACGUGACAAGACCGGCAACUUUUGAAGCAGUGACCAAAUGGAAAGAGGAUUUGGACACUAAGUUGUCCCUCCCCAACGGCAACCCCGUGCCGACGGUUCUCCUGGCAAACAAAUGUGACCAGGGCAAAGAGCCCCUUGUGAACAACGGCAUAAAGAUGGAGCAGUUUUGUGCGGAGAACGGCUUUGUGGGAUGGUUUGAAACGUCGGCAAAGGAGAACAUAAACAUUGACGAAGCGUCCAGGUGUCUGGUGAAACAUAUCAUCGCUAGCGAGAGCGAUCCAAUGCAGCCCGUUGAGCCGGAUGUUGUUAAACCCCACUUGAAUUCCAACAAGCUCGCCAGCUGCUCAGCUUGCUUUAGACCCUAAGCGAUUUUCAAGCUGUUUGCGGACACAGGAACUGAGCAAAUAUCUGGUAAAAGAAAAUUUCCACCCUGGCGCACCAGCCCAGAUACGGCUGCUCCCCAGCGCAAACCGAGAUCUGGAAAUUUGCAGCUCUUCUGAAUACAGGGUUGGAAAAAAAUAUAUCCAGAUUUAGUCUGGUCGUGGAAGAGUUUUUCUGCGAGUAUUGGAAGGUAAUUGUCUGGGCCGCUUCAAUGAAUGGCCGCUGUUCAACCUCGGUACUCCCACAGAAGAUGUUGUGGACAUCUGAACUCUCGCCGUGUAUUGUGGUCAACCUUUCGAGAGAGACGUCACAAUUUGCUUUCUGAGGGCAUUCCACUGAAACAUCUCCAGUAAAGGGAUGCUCGCGGAAAGCAAACAGCUGGCUAUUCCUGGCAAUUUCAGAGGCAAGAUCUGCGGCAGAGUUAUUUGCAAUAUUUUUCUAGGGAUUGUUGUUGUUUUUUACAAGAAGGGGCGGGAUAUAUUUUUUUGCACUGCAGCACACUUAUAAGGAAUGUAAAUCCCGGCCAUAUCAUUGGCUGUUAGACAAUUCCCUCAAGAACCGGCAGGCCUGUCUUAAAGACAAGCCUAAGACACCAUUACCUUAGAUUAUUGAUCCAGUCAUUUGUGGUCCGCAUAGUGUGGGCUGCCUGCCUUCUAGAUGAACUGGGAAAAUUAAAAAAAAACACCCUGUACAUAAAGGAAUUUCAAGACAAUGGCCAUUUGUUGUGCCGUCUUUCAAUUGCCAUGAAGAUUCCUUGUUUGUGCAGUCUUUCAAUCAAAGCAUUUGUGUUUUUAUGCCAAUUGUCUAUGGGUAAAGAUGGGGGAGAUAAUGUAGAUCAUCAGUUCUAGACAAAGUUAAUCAGCGCAUUGUCAAAGGCCAAGGGCAUGCUAAGUUCAUGGACAAUGGACUCCACCCAAACGCAGGAUUUGCAUUCACCAAUACUGCUGGUGCUCUAGGGAAUGCAAAU